Messenger RNA from Geodia barretti, 819 nucleotides. Lineage: Eukaryota; Metazoa; Porifera; Demospongiae; Tetractinellida; Geodiidae. The record is from the annotation of a GenBank genome assembly.
AUGCCGGCGGAGGAGUGGCGCGCUCAGACGCGGAAGAAGCUCAUCAAGUUGGCAGAGGUGACGAACAUACCUGUGGUUACCUCCAGCGGUGGCAAAGGAACCAUACCGGACAGUCAUCCUCUGUCUUACGGCUCCUGUUUCAGCCCUCGCGGCGAGAUGCAGGAGAUGAACCAGCUUUACGAAGUGAUGCAGUCAGCCGAUGUAGUGAUAGGAAUCGGGGCGCGCUUUUCGCUGGGCAAUCCUGCCGGCGAGUCGUCCACGCUGGUAAAUAUCAACAUCGACGACGGCGAGCUCACAAGAAUUCAGCGGGGAGCGGGAGAACGCCCUUCACCCGCCGAGGCCGUCGCCGCCGCGCGCAGUCUGAUUGCCUACUACGACAUCAGGCUCAGGGAGCCUCAGUAUCCAGUUAUGGAGGCGAUGCAGAAAGGCAUCCCGGAAGACGCCUUCAUAGUCUGGGAUGUUACGCAGUUCGGCUACUACGCUCGCACUCACUAUCGGGUGAACCAACCUAAGACGUACAUUGAUUCCGGCUACUCGUUCAACCUAGGCUAUGGAUUUCCGACUGCUCUAGGAGUAAAAGUCGCAAAGCCCGACCGUCCUGUGCUGUGCGUGACCGGAGACGGCGGGUUCAUGUUCAACGCAUCCGAACUAUCCACGGCUGUCAAGUACGGCAUAAACCUCGUCACCGUAGUUUUCAGGAACGACUCAUACGGCAACGUCGCGCGCGACCUCGACGAGUUUUUCAUGGAACUUACGGGACCGACCUACACAACCCGGACUUCGUCAAGUUCGCCGAAUCGUUCGGCGCAGUUGGAAUGA